Cololabis saira (Pacific saury) is the source of this 5048-nucleotide messenger RNA. It is a transcript of the gene c6.2, whose product is annotated as complement component 6. The coding region runs from base 328 to 3702 and encodes 1124 amino acids. The transcript is spliced from 22 exons. Gene Ontology annotation, molecular function: protein binding. Gene Ontology annotation, biological process: immune response. Gene Ontology annotation, cellular component: membrane attack complex. The record is from RefSeq and is a predicted model, not a curated record. NCBI's taxonomy places the organism in Eukaryota, Metazoa, Chordata, Actinopteri, Beloniformes, Belonidae.
CGGAGGAGCCUCCCUCUCGGCCUUCAGGAGGGGCUGAAGGUGACUCUCCUCUCGGCUGGGAUGCAGAGGGAGCUGCUGGGGGGUCCUCUCCGUCCUCUCGGCCCGAUACGCGGAUCCUGUUCCGGAGAAUAACCGCGCAACCGCGUGUUGGAGCUUCACCAUCGACAUCUAUCUCAAUUUCUUUAUUUUUAUUUUAUUUUUCUUCUUUCUUUUUUAUUUUAAUUAAUCCACAAGACAAGAGGACACCCACAGCCUGCAGAAAAGACAUCUCGCAGCGGCAUCUGUCUGCAUCUGCGGUGCGCUCAGUCUGGCGGCAGGUGUGCAUGCAUGUGUUCGGCACCGUACGGGCGGAAAAAGCGCCCACGACCCGCCGGGAGCGUUCUCCCCGCCGGUAGAGGAGCGCAGACGGAGCCGGAGCGCCGAGAGAGCGCGGGGGGCGUCUUGGACGACAGCAGGAUGACUGUGCAGGAAUUCAACACCCUCGUAGCGCUGUACCGGGAGCAGGUCAUCUCUGUCGGGGAGAUAUCGGCCGACUGUCCGGCUCUGCGGGCUCAGAUGCAUUACACCCGCACCAAAGGGUGCGCCAUGGCCCGCGCGGCGCACCAGGACCUGGCCGCCGUGUCAGUCUCAGGGCCAGAAGACGGAGAAAUCCAUCCUGAAAUCUGCCGGCUCUUCAUCCAACUGCAGUGCUGCCUCGAGAUGUUCAUAACAGAAAUGCUCAAGUCCAUGUGCCUGCUGGGGGUGCUGCAGUUACACAGAAAAACUGCAGGAACAGACUCCGAACCAAAACUGGACUUCAGGGUGGAUGAUAGCUCCGAUGUUCCCAUACUGGACGACCGAUCCUCCUCUCCUAUUGACUUCCCUCAGGAGCAAUGGCUCGUAGUCACUGACAUUGAAAACAUAGAAAGGAACAAUCCCAAAGAGCUCUUGAGCUGCAUAUCAGUCAGUCUGGCCUGUUUCUGUGACCGCUAUCCCUGGACAUCCUGGUCCGUCUGCUCCAGGACCUGCAACCAUGGUACUCAGCGAAGACAGAGGCAGUUCCAGUAUGAUGAUUAUUUCUGGAAGAGCAGCUGUCUUCAGAUGUGUUACAGUGACCGUCAUGACACGAGAGCCUGUAACGAAGAGGCAUGUCCAAUAAACUGCCAGCUGACAGAGUUCAGCCCGUGGUCCGACUGCUCACCCUGCGCCAAGAAACAGUUUCGGACCCGGUCUGUCGUGAGGCCUUCCCAAUUCGGUGGAUCAGACUGCAGUGUGGAGCUCACAGAGGAGAGGCCAUGUUAUCCAUCCAAAGAGUGCAUGUUGGCACCUAUCAACUGCAGAGAUGACUUCAAGUGUGAUAAUGGGCGGUGCAUCAACUCCACAUUAACAUGCAACAAACAGAAUGACUGUGGCGAUAACUCUGAUGAGAGGGACUGUCACACCUUCAAUGUGGUGUGUGCAGCUGAGAAGAGAGUGGCCCCUGGUGCUGACCUGGUGGGAAAUGGGUUUGAUGCUCUGGCAGAGGAGCCAAGGGGAGCAGUGCUGGACAAUAUGUUUAUGGGAGGAAGCUGCAUCAUCAGGAGGCCUCCAACGACAUUGCUCUAUCAUCGAAUUCCUCACAAUUUUGAGACCUUUGAGAUCAAGGUUGGAGAGGUAGAGGACUUCAGCACUGAGCCCCAACCCCUACACACUGAGUCCGUCGACGUGAAGAGAUCCAGCUCGUCAUCUCAAACCAUUAAAAGUCCAAAUCAUUUUCUCUACCUCAUUCUCUUCCUCCAUCGUUCAGAUGGGACUCACUUCAGUUCUAACAAAGCUGCUUUUCAAGCCUCAAAAACAAAGGACUCCAAGUUUUUCCGAGUGCAUCAAGUUCUUCCUGUGUCUACAUUUAAGAUGAGGGACCCGGGUGACCUUGUCCUUUCACUGCCUUUCCUUCAGUUCCUUCACUCUCUCCCUCUUGAGUACAACUAUGCCCUGUACAGGGACAUCUUCCAGCGCUUUGGUACACAUUACUACAGCUCAGGAUCACUGGGGGGCCACUAUGACCUGCUGUACCAGUACAGUCGAGAGGAGCUCAAAAGUUCAGGACAAACAGAAGAGCACGUCAGAGGCUGUUUGCACCGAGAGACCACCUGGACUGUCAUCCUGUACUCUGAGCACAGCAGUGUAACUCGAUGCUCGGAUAACAGGAUGACUCAGAAUUAUCGAGGUUCAUUUAUUCAAGCAUCAGAGAAAUCUUUCUCCAUGGUGAAAGGCGGUCGUACCAGAGAAGCAGCUGCUCUGGCCUGGGAGAGGAAGGGCCCCGCUCCAGACCGAACAUCAUACAAGAACUGGGCCAAGUCUGUACUCGACAACCCUGCCGUGGUCAAUUACGAGUUGCUUCCCAUCAUAGACCUGGUACAAGGAAUUCCCUGUGCUGUCACAAAGAGGAGGCACCUGCGGAAAGCCCUGCUGCAGUAUUUGGAGGAGUUUGAUACUUGCAAGUGUGCCCCUUGUCCCAACAAUGCAAAACCAGUUCUCUCUGGCACUGAAUGCAAGUGUGUUUGCCAGACUGGCACGUUUGGUACCAACUGUGAGAAACGGGCUCCUGACUACAUACUAGAGGCAGUCGAUGGUUACUGGAGCUGCUGGGGGCCAUGGAGCAGCUGCGGAGCCUACAUGAAGAGGCAUCGGACGAGGCGGUGUGACAACCCUGCCCCCCUCAAAGGAGGCCAAUCCUGCCCUGGUCCGGACCGACAGGAGGACUCGUGUCACAUCUCCCUUUUUGAAAAACAAGAGUCCUGUGACAAUGAUGAUGAUUUCACUGUGGGCUGGAGAGACGAGCUGCCUCCUGGUGUUGAGGGCUGUCUGAGGCCUCAGAGGCCUGCCAGCAGCUUCCUCAGGAAAGCAAAACAGUAUUACAACUUUGGCGAGGAUGAGGAGUUCCAGUGUUUCACUGGAUUCGACCUGGAGGGUUUUCAGUUCAUCAACUGUCUUCCCGAUGGAACGUGGAGUCAACCAAAAGGAAGAUGCAUCAGGAAGUACUGCCUUCCCCCAGAAAUCCCUGAUGACAUGACACUGUUCCCCACCAAAGACACAUAUACAGUUGGUGAAGGAGUGGGUUUGAACUGCAACGAGCCAGGUCUGAUGCCAAAUCCAAGCGGUUUCUACAGAUGCACUAGCAGUCUAACAUGGGAUCCUCCGGUACCUGCAAACCUACGCUGCACUGAUGAGGAACCCAUUGUUCCUGACGAUCAGUGUGGUCCAGGGCAGAGGCUGCAGGGCUCUCGUUGUGUCUGCAUUGAACGGGAGAGCUGCCUCUCGCAGCCGGAGAGUCUCUGCGCUCUAAAUGUACAAAUCGACGCCGCUGUGUCGAUGUCUCACUGUUCCUUCCACUCGGGCCGUUGCCAUGGUGAUCCACUUUUCUUCGUCAGCGAGGAUGUGUGUGACCCAGAAGAUGUGACCAAACUGGAGUGGGCCAAGUUCAGGGCCAAGAUGUCAUCUAAGAGCUCCAUCCAUGCGCCAUGUGGCCUGGACACUUGUUACGAAUGGGAGACCUGCUCAGCGGCUGAGAAAUGUGAGUGCAAAACAGCUCGUGACUGCGCCAGAACGGAGAACAACAUGUUCUGCGUGAAGGUGAUCAGGAGCCGGAGUAACCGCAGCAUGAACCUCUGUUCAAUGGCCGCCCUCAAAUGUGCCAGCUACCAAUUUGAAAUUGUCAGUGAAAGUGUCUGUGGUAGCCGAUGAUCCUGUCAAAGCUUGCUCGUAGCACAACACUCCAUUUACUUCAUGUAGCUACUGUGCUGUAUAAAAAAAAUCUUCCUGCACUGCUGAAAACUGAAAAUAAUCAUGAUCUUUAAAAUAUGUAUUAUUCACCCAAAGGUUCUUUUCAGCUCCACUGUGCAUUAUUAAACCACAUUUAUAAGGAUACUAUGGGCAUUAGCUCAUCUGCACUUUUUUUUUUUAAUUACGCAGAUAUAACUGGAAGGUAACCAGCCGACACAAUGAUAUCAAAGCACCCAAGGCCGAAAACACAUGGUUUAUUAUUCACAUGUGCUCUAAAAUUAUAUUACCUCCCAAUUUGGUGCAGGGGUUGCAAAGUUGGAUGAGCUGUUACAAACUUGCAUUCAUAUUCAUUAUUUAUAGCUGAAGAACUUCCACAGCUUGUAUCAUCAUGAAACUUAUGCUGUUUAAAACACCACUCCAAAUCAUUAACACCCUGAAAUUGUUGAAAAGUAUUAGAAGGUCCUGGGUUCAAUUCCCGCCAGGGACGCUGUGGGUGCUGAGUUCACUUGGGUAGCUAAUGUGAGCUACCCUCACAAAAACUCCUCAAGUAAGACUUGAGUAGUGAGACUUGAGCUCAGGACCUCCUGGGGUGGCAGAGGGGAUCAAUGCCCAGGACUGACUUUGGGAGGAGCACUGGGUGAUAAAAUGGGAACAAAAUCGCGGUAAAUUUUUAUUUUUUUUUAAAGAAAAGUGAAAAGUACAAGAUUGCAUUUAUGCAGUCCUAACAGUUACCAAUGGAAACCCUAAUAGAAAGCAUUAUAUCAAACAUAUUAAAUGUUUGAUAGAAUGUGUAGCUUUCAAUGCUCCAUGUCUCAGUAUCCAGGGUAGUGGUCCUUGGGGAUGUGGGUACACUCCUAAUUCAUGCCUGUGUAUAAGUGCCCCAGUGACAGACAUGUACUCUAUUUAGUUUACCCAAAAAUGAGUCAGUUGUAUUUGCACAUUGUUACAUAAUUUCUGUUCCUUGACCUCAGGAAAUAAGGAUUGUGAAAGUCUGAAAACUGGCCCACAACGAGUGGGAGACAACUCCACAAUUAUGCAUUUUGGGUGAACUAUUGCUUUUUCCACACUUGAAAAUUGGACAACUAUUCUUUCACCUUGCAUGUAAUUACUUGACUGUUAUCAACAUGAUUGACAAGGACCAGCAAUAAAAUAGGAGCCCACCAGGUUUGACUUCCUAGAUGCAGCUUCCUUUGCAAAACUAUAUGACACUCACACCCACAUCACUGUUCAUCAACAGACCAAAGCAGUUUUUCAAUAAAGUUUACCGAAUGUACUUCACAUGUAAAAAUAAAGAUAUAGAAAUGUAA